Siniperca chuatsi (mandarin fish) is the source of this 2456-nucleotide messenger RNA. RefSeq names its product vasoactive intestinal peptide. NCBI's taxonomy places the organism in Eukaryota, Metazoa, Chordata, Actinopteri, Centrarchiformes, Sinipercidae. The transcript has 6 exons. Bases 154 to 612 code for a protein of 152 amino acids. Gene Ontology annotation, cellular component: perikaryon; extracellular region; neuron projection. Gene Ontology annotation, biological process: negative regulation of potassium ion transport; regulation of sensory perception of pain; learning or memory. Gene Ontology annotation, molecular function: neuropeptide hormone activity; peptide hormone receptor binding. The record is from RefSeq and is a predicted model, not a curated record.
AACGGGAGCAGACCUAAAGGCGAGAAAGACAGAAAGAGAAAGCGAGUCGGGAAGCAUCGGGUCAACAGCGUGGAGAUACAGCAGCGGCUCGAGAUCAGGACUUUGGAGAGCGCAGCGGAAAGAGCAAAAAGCAGACAACUUUCUCUAGAGCACAUGUGUAAAGCGAUGUUACAACGAACCGGCCCCCAGCUGCUUUUCCUACUAGCCCUGUGCAGUGUGUUGUACUCCCGGACUCUGAGUCUGCCAUACACAUCCAUGAGACCGACGAGGCACGCGGAUGGUCUGUUCACCAGCGGAUACAGCAAACUCCUCGGACAGCUAUCAGCGCGGAGGUACCUGGAGUCUCUGAUCGGAAAGCGGGUCAGUGACGAGCUGAUGGAGGAGCCAGUGAAGCGCCACUCAGACGCCAUCUUUACAGACAACUACAGCCGCUUCCGCAAACAGAUGGCCGUCAAGAAGUACCUGAACUCAGUCUUAACAGGAAAGAGAAGCUUAGAAGAUCCUGGAACCAGCGACCUGGAGGAGUCCAGGGACGAACCCAACACCUUCCAGGAGAGCUACAAUGACAUCAACGUAGAUCACCUCCUAAACAACUUUCAACUGCCACUUUGAAGAGGGGCCCGUGCUCGAGUGAAUACCUCAAGUCAUCCUCAUGAAACCGCCCAUUCCAAAAACAACACAGUAUUAAUCCAAAGGACAUUCAACAGUGAAAUCAGCCAAUGAUGAUGUGUUCUCCAAUGUGGUUAUCUAUCUAUUCAUACACACAGUACAUGUUUGCACUGUAUAUAUACAAUAUAUACAAUACUAAUCACUAAAGAUUCUGGCCCAAAGACUCUGCGGGCCACUCUGAGCAACAUGCAUGUCCACGUUCUGUUUGGUCAAUCAGCGUUUGAAAAUGACAACAGGCAACAGUAAAUAUAAACAGAAGUACCACAUUUACUUUCUUUCUAAGAUCAAUGUUGUUCCAUUAACUUUCAAUGGAACUGUUUCUCUCCUAAUAACUUUUUAAAGGAACCACUGUCCUAUUAAAUUUGAGUGAAAUUUGUCAGAUCAAGUCAUAAAUCAUUGAUUUAAACAUUUGACACAUUGAAUGUCAAUAGAACAGCAUUCACUUUCACUAGUGUACCUUUCCCAUUGAUUUUCAGUGGAGCUACUGUAACUUUAGUUUUAAGAGACCAGUGUUUGUUCAGUUAACUUUGAAUGGAAAAUAAGUCUGAUUGAAUUCACAUGAAUUUUCACUCACAAAAGUUCCAUUAACUUUCAAUGGAGAACGUGUCCAACUGAUCUUCAUUGCAAUGCUAGCACCAUUGCCUUUCAGUGGAAUCACUGCUUUGCAAUAGAACUUCUACUGAACCAUGGUCCUAUUUACUUUUAAUAAGAAAAUACUUGUAUAAAUUGGAAUUCAAUGGGACAUUUGUCACAUUUUGUUUCAAGAUCAAGCUUUCAAUGGAACCAUUUUGCCUAAUAAUUUUUAAUGAAACCACUGCCCUAUUCAAUUUGAGUGAAAUUUGUCCCAUCAACUUUCAUUUAAACAUUUGAUCCACUGUUCAAUGGAACAGCAUUUACUUCUAGUAGAGUAACUUUACCAUUGAAUAUUAGUCAAUCUGUUGUCACUUUAGCUUCAAGAGACCAACGUUUGUCCAGUUAACUCUGAAUGGAACAUCUGUGUAAUUGAAUUCUGACUCAUUUUCACUAACCAAUAGUUCCAUUAACUUUCAGUGGAGCACUUGUACAAUUAAUCUUCAACAGAACACUAGCACCAUUACUGCUUUUUAAUUUUAAAUCAGUGGAAUAUUUGUCAGAUUUUGUUUCAAGAUAACUGUUGUUCUAUUAACUUUCAAUGGAAAUAUUUCUCCCAAUAACAUUUAACAUUAAAUUUGAGUGAAAUGUAUCCCAUUCACUUUCAGUUGAACAGUUGACCUGUUGAAUGUCAAUGGAACAGCAUUUGUUUUUAUUUAUCUAUUUUGUUUUCAGUGUAUCUACUAUCCCUUUAGCUUUAAGUGAAACAUUUGUCCAAUUAACUUUGAAUGGAACAUCUGUCUGAUUGGAUUCUGAUCAAUUUUAGCUAACCAAUCAACUUUCAAUAGAGAACUCUAGCACCAUUGGUUUACCUUUAAUAGAACAAUAGUUGCAUAGAAUUACAAUUAAACAUUUGAUUGAUUUUUGUUUCAUUAGGAUGAUAACUUUCAAUUGAUUUAUUGUUCUAUUUCUAUGGUGCAAUCAUGAUCAAAGUGCUGACUGAAGUGUUUUAGAGAAUCCAAACAUGGUCAAAAAGGAGAAACAGGAACAAGAGCAGGAGGAACACAUUUUGAAUGGACACAGAUGCAUAUAAUCACUUUAUACUAUUCAAUAUGUAGAGCAAAGACGUUAUAACUGAGCAUAGACCUGCCUUUAGCGCAUAUAGUGAUGUACACCACUCACCAAAUAAAAGAUAUUGGUUUAUUUUUCAAAGCUGA